This is a messenger RNA of Lates calcarifer (barramundi perch), 4845 nucleotides long. Its product is annotated as high affinity cationic amino acid transporter 1-like. Gene Ontology annotation, cellular component: plasma membrane. Gene Ontology annotation, molecular function: amino acid transmembrane transporter activity. The record is from RefSeq and is a predicted model, not a curated record. Gene Ontology annotation, biological process: transmembrane transport; amino acid transport. Lineage: Eukaryota; Metazoa; Chordata; Actinopteri; Centropomidae.
AAUCGGGUGGAGCCACAGACAGUUCGGCGAACUUCCCCACUGCGUGAGGGCUGCACCUCCGUACGCGUGUAUGCGUCCGACCCAACAAACCAUCUGCCACAAAUGUCAGGCUGAUGAAAGCGUUUCCUGUGACUGUUGUCGGGAGUUGAGUCGCGAGUGAGUGUAGCAGCAGCUUUUUGUAGUCGGCGUCCUCAUAAAGAAGGUAAAUUAUCUGCUGUAGAGCUUUUGAUUGAGUGCCAGCCAGGAUGAUUCUGGCGACAUUAAAAGGCAUCGGGAAGCAGCUCCUGCGGGUGAAGGUUGUGGACUGCAACACGGAUGAGUCCCGCCUGUGUCGAUGCCUCAACACGUUUGACCUGGUGGCCCUGGGUGUGGGCAGCACUCUGGGCGCUGGCGUCUAUGUGCUUGCUGGCGCCGUAGCCCGAGACAGCUCUGGACCCGCCAUCGUCCUCUCCUUCCUCAUUGCCGCCCUGGCCUCUGUCCUGGCUGGUCUGUGCUAUGCUGAGUUCGGGGCCCGUGUCCCCAAAACCGGCUCAGCUUACCUCUACAGCUAUGUAACGGUCGGGGAACUAUGGGCCUUCAUCACGGGCUGGAACCUCAUCCUCUCUUAUAUUAUCGGAACCUCAAGUGUGGCCCGAGCAUGGAGUGCAACCUUUGAUGAGCUGAUUGGAAGGCACAUUGAGGAAUUCUGCAGACGCUACAUGACCAUGAAUGCCCCGGGUAUCCUGGCAGAAUAUCCAGACAUAUUUGCUGUCUUCAUCAUACUCACUCUGACAGGACUGCUUGUAUUUGGAGUGAAGGAGUCAGCCUUGGUAAAUAAAGUAUUCACCUGCAUCAAUGUACUGGUGCUGCUGUUUGUGAUCAUCUCUGGCUUGGUCAAAGGAAACCUUAACAACUGGAGCUUGAACCCUGAAGAAAUCCUCAACGCCACCACCAACUCCAGCCUUAAUGUGUCUGACUCCUUGCCAUCAGAGGAAACUCUUGGUGAAGGUGGUUUCAUGCCUUUUGGCUUUUCUGGAGUCCUCUCUGGUGCUGCCACCUGCUUUUAUGCCUUUGUCGGGUUUGACUGCAUUGCCACCACAGGAGAAGAAGUGAAGAAUCCCCAGAGGGCCAUCCCUAUUGGGAUUGUGGCCUCGCUCCUGAUCUGCUUUGUGGCGUACUUCGGUGUGUCCGCAGCCCUCACUGUGAUGAUGCCUUACUACAUGCUAGACAAGAACAGCCCUCUGCCAGUGGCCUUUAAGUAUGUGGGCUGGGAGGGAGCCACUUAUGCAGUGGCCAUUGGCUCUUUAUGUGCCUUGUCGACCAGUUUACUAGGCUCCAUGUUCCCAAUGCCCAGAGUGAUCUGGGCCAUGGCAGAUGAUGGCCUGCUCUUCAAAUGCUUGGCUAAAAUCAGCCCACGAACCAAAGCCCCUCUAACAGCUACAGUAACAUCAGGUGUUGUGGCAGCUGUGAUGGCUUUCCUGUUUGACUUGAAGGACCUGGUUGACCUCAUGUCCAUUGGCACUUUGCUGGCCUAUACUCUGGUUGCUGCCUGUGUGCUAGUCCUCAGGUACCAGCCAGAACAGCCAAGUGCAGCCUACGAGAUGGCCAACACUCAGGACGAAGCUGAGAUUACGGAGUCUUAUAAUGAGGGAACACACAUGUUACCACAGCCAGAUGAUCACUUCACCAUCAAGAAUCUCCUCUUCCCUUCAAACACGGAGCCAUCCCCGCUGUCCGGCUUUGCUGUUAACAUUUGCACCAGUAUACUUGGCGUUUUGGUGUGUGUCUUCAGUGUUGUAGCUGUACAAGGAGGGCUGGCACCCUGGUCAAUGUCCAUCCUUUGUGUUAUCAUGGUGGUUUGUCUGAUUCUCACCCUCAUUGUGUGCAGACAGCCACAGAGCAAAGCAAAGCUUGCCUUCAAGGUUCCCCUGCUGCCCUUUCUCCCAAUCAUUAGUAUGUUUGUUAACGUGUACCUGAUGAUGCAGCUCGACAGAGGAACCUGGCUGCGCUUUUCCAUCUGGAUGGUCUUAGGUUUCAUUAUCUACUUUGGCUAUGGCAUUCGAAACAGUGCAGAGGCAGUGUUGACCAGGUCUGACACCUACUCACCAGCCUGCACAAUAAAAGGAGAACCCAUGACCACGGAGAAGGAAGCCUUCCUACAUGACGGGCAAAAUGCCACCGGAGAUGACGACGACGAAGAUUCCUGAGGAAACGGGAGGUUCACUAAUCUACUCUGGCUGUGUUCUGCAUAUCAAACAUUGACAUGUGUUAAGUUCUCAGAAAUAGCUGCAAAGCCAGGAGACAUAUGGAGAUUUAUAUGCACCCCUACACUCAGAGCGCUGAGUUGUUUCCGAAUUUGCCUGUUUGAUGGCAGACGAAAGGCUAGUUAGAUAUAAAGGCUAAGUAAACACAAGAUGAAUCUCCAUAUGUCUGAAACUGAGAUUUUAUUCAGAAUACUUUUUAUUUUCUAGAUAAGACAUUUUUUAAAAGUAUUUUUUAAAAUGUUUUGCAUUGUGAUAUGAUCAAUGUCACUAAACACAAAUGAGGCUGUGGAUAACAACCAAAGGGAAAGUAUUUUUAACAGAGUUUUUUUUUUUUUAGUAUGUACAAUAUGUACAAUAAAUUGCUAAACUUUAUUUAGUUUUUUUAAUCCACAGUAUAUCACAAUGAUGAGCCCCAGUCAUUUUCUUUAUUGUAGGAACUUUUUGACAGUUCAGCAUUGAGUGUUCAGCAGCUCUCCUUGCUUGAAAUUGUUCAACAUUUAUAUAUGUGUCCUGUUUACAGAGAAGACACUAAGAAUUAUGAAAGCUUUUUAAUGAAUUGAGGCUCACCUUUUUUUUUUUUUUAAAGCAAAUUUGCCUGCAUUUGGCAGAUGUCUUGGUAAAUGUCUGUCACUCGUUUUGCUGCAUUAGUAGACACAGUGCCGGCUACUGUGUCCAAAUCCCAUGAAAGAUUAGUUCUUAAAUCCACAUCCUUCUAUUUCACACGUAAUUAAUUGGACUAAUUAAGAAUCAGUAAAUAAUAAUCCUCAGAAACAGCUAAGAAUUUCACUGUAUCUUGAGUGCCUUUUGUGAAACAUCUCAUGAUUGUAGGUUUGCCUCAAAGGUACAACUUUGUAGAAAUGAUGCAUUUUGUUACCAAGGAAAGGUAGAGAGCACACCUCUACGCCUAUAUUAUACAUGAACUAUAUAGCUCAGAGAAGCACAGCAUGGUGCUAUAAAUAACCUGGUACAGUACUUCGUUAUCAAGCUAUCUCUUUGUGAAAGGGUUGAUGUUACGUGGAUUUGUCUUCUAGCUAAAUGAGGGAUUUCCUCAUGGCAGAGAUUUACCAGAGAUACACCAGUGUUGUCUCCAUCAGGGGAAUUGCACUUUUUACAAGUUUUAACAAGCCAAGGUAAAAAAAAAAAAAAAAAAAAAAAAGCUGCUAAUGUGAAUUGAUUUAUCAGCUACUUUGGUGGAUGUAUUUUAAGUGCCUACUUCCCAAAUGAAUGUUAAGCCUUUAGAGGUAUUACUCUUCUCUAUGAUGAGCUACAGUUGUGAAAUAUGUAUACUGUAUUGUUUGUAUAUAAUGUACACUUUGGAUUUUAAAAUGACUAUAUAUAUAAUAUAUAAGAAAAAGGCCAUUUUCACUUUUUAGUCUACAUACAGCCGUAUGGGAUGAAGCACAAUCAGUCUCUAAAACAAUACACUCUCAUUUUUGUUUUACUUGCUUUUGUUUUGAAAAGCCAAAAACUCAUACUGUGUAUUCAGAAGCAUAUUGUACCAACAGUGACAGUACCUCAAGCAGUAAUAUAUCUGAAAAUGCCUCUUGUCCAUCAGAUGUUAUUUACUGGUUAUGGAAAUGAGAGUUGAGUGCGAGUGUGUGCAGAUUCCCAGGGCAGCUAAAAUCUGAAUGAAAUGAGUUGAGGUGUGUGUGUUCACCAAAGACUGAAAAUGCAGCAAGGUGAAACUGAGUCCCUUUUAAAUGAACACCGUGAUUCACUAUUUUUGUAGCUGUUCAUGUUCCAUUGAGAGAAACUAUUGAUGUAACCUGAAGCCAAAUUCUGUUUGAUUCAAUUGGAUUAUGUGUUCAAACAAUGUUGCUAUUUAUUGCCAGAGUUACUGAAGUACUAUAGAUUUUCUAAGUACCCUAAACGUUUAAAACACUAGAUAGCUUUGCAAAUAGAGGUUGUUGCAUAUUAAGAUAUCGAGAUUAAGAUUGAGCUACAGAAAGAUGCAGCUUUCUGUGCACUAAUAUAACAGAAAACAUAAAAGUUUUCUCUUUGUGAUAAAAUCACAUGCAUUAUUACCUGAAAUGCCAUCAUUUUAUUUUGGUCCCUGUUUUUGUAAAUACAGUUUUGUUUUUGCUCAAAGGUUACUGCCCUUAUUACAACUUUUACCUGUCUGUAACUGUAUCACCCUACACCUUUCAUCUACAAACUCUUCUGCUGCAAGCAUUAUGUAAAUAACACUGAUACAAACUAUGCCAACAGUAUUGUUGCUGUUAAUGGUAAAUGAGUUUGUUUGAAAGAACCAGGAAGAGUUAUUCAUCAGAUGAGAUGAAUAGCUUUUUCCUUUAGAGUUGAUACAGUUUCACUGACAUCGAUUGUGUCUUGUAUUAGUGAUGCUGGAGUUGCAUCAAAAGUCAUGUCCACCGUCAUCCAUGCUCAUGAAAGCACAAAUAGUUAGAAUUUUUGUCCUUGACACUGUCUGUUUCAUGUACAGAUUUGCAUGUUGACCUUAUGUAUGUAAAGUAGAAAUAUUAUAGUACUGCAAAGUUAGAAACCCUAUCAGAGCGGUGAAGGUCAGCUGUUCAGCAUUUGUUGUCUUCAUAUUGGUUGCAGUUUGUAUAGUCCCUGCUGUAAAUAAAUAAUGCUGAAAGUUAAA